Molecule: messenger RNA, 1599 nt
Organism: Dalotia coriaria
Lineage: Eukaryota; Metazoa; Arthropoda; Insecta; Coleoptera; Staphylinidae
Product: ribosome biogenesis protein NOP53
Biological process (GO): ribosomal large subunit assembly; rRNA processing
Cellular component (GO): nucleolus
Molecular function (GO): 5S rRNA binding
Source: RefSeq, a predicted model, not a curated record
UAUGUACAUAAUGUCAGUCUGUUCCAUAUACCUAACCUCCAUGUUAACGUUACACGUGUUUCCAAUGGUUUCGAAUUUAUUCAUUGAAUUCACUUAUUAAUCGUAAUAAUAGAUAAGUAAACAAUUGAUACUUAGUAGCAAUUAAGCAAAAUGAUUGCGAUUAAUGAAAAUAAACCGACUGGUACAAAACGAAAACGUGUUUCGAAGAAAUUGAAAAGUUCUUGGCGAAAACAUGUUGACUUGACGGACGUAGACAACUUCCUUGAAGAACAGCGAUUGACCGAACGUUUGGGUGAUUAUGCCAAACUUUCAAACAAUGAACUCUUCACAUUGGAUACUCAAUCAGUGCAGCCCACAAAGCUGACAUCAAAGCAAGCAUAUCGCGAGAAACUCAGAAAUGCCCCAUUGAAAUGUCUGUCACUAUUACAACCAUUGACUAAAGUACCAGAUCCUAUUGCUAAAAGAAACAGAGUUAGAACUAAAGAGGAAAGACAACAUCCUCUUAUAAAACAAAAGCAAGCUAAGCUUAAGGCACAAGGAAUUUUUAAGAAGUCAGAUUUGGAAAGAGUGAAAAACAUGCAGUUGGAGAGAGAAAGAAGGGAAGCAAUGGAGAAGGAAGGCAAGUUUGAUUUCAGUAAAGAUAUUUGGAGUAACAAUGUUAAUACAUUGUUACCCCACACCAAGACUUCUGCUGAAAUUGAUGCAGUGGUGGCCAAUGAUGAGUGGAUCCAGGGGGCUGAAAGGCACAUUAGACAUGGGCCUGGCAAAUUACCAAAAGGCCCUCCAAAGAGCACUCAUAAGAAGCCUUAUCUCUUGAAUGCCAUUGAGCUUCCUCAUCCUGGCAUGUCCUACAAUCCCAGCUAUGAAGAUCAUCAGGAUUUGUUAAAUCUUAUUGCUGAAAAGGAGAAGAAGAUUAUCAAAGAGGAGGAGCAUUUGAAGAGGGUCACUGAGCUUAUGUUUAAGAAAGUUACUCCUGCACAAAGAGAUGCUAACUGGUUGGUAGAAAUGACUGAAGGCCUCAAACCAGACAUUUCAAAUGAAGGUGUCAAUGAGGAUGAUGAAGAAUAUAAACCUAUCAACCCACCAGUUAAAAACAAGGAAAAAUCAACUAAACAACGUCGUAAACAGAGGGAACAACAACAGUUACUCGAAAAACUUCACCAGGCAAAAAUUGAGAAAAAGAAAGUGAGUGAUUUGUACCGUCUUAAGGUAAUCAACAAGGAGAUAGACCGCGCUGCCAAGAAAACGAAGAAAUUACAAGAAAAGCGUCUGAAGAAACAAGAGUAUCAAAAGUAUGAAGCCAAACGCCUUGGCUUGAAUAAAUAUGAAGAACCUGAUAUGGAAUUCAAUAUGAAAAAGGAUAUUUCUGGUAACUUACGCAACCUCAAGAAGGAAGGCAAUCUGCUGAAUGAUCGUUUCAAGAGCCUUCAGAAGCGCAACAUAAUCGCUCCUUCGAUUAUCAAGAACCACAAAAAGGCGAAGGUUAAGGAGUUUGUCAAGAACGGCUAUAAAGAGGACACGUGGAAAGCCGGAUUAAGCAAGAAAUUAUCUUAACUUGUUGUGAACGCAGACGUUAUUAAAGGCAUUGUUUGAAAUUUA